CCCAACGCUCCCUCGCUCGUCCGAAUUCGGUGGCGCCACGUCCGUCGGUCUCCGCCUUCUGCACCGCGACCCGGGCGGCUUCCGCCUCGACACCUUCCACUCGCGAAGCCGGCCGCGUCGUGAAAGGGCCGGGACGAGAAGGCGGGCGGCUGUGCGCAUACUGGCCACCUAAGAGGCGAAGAUGUCGGACAUCGGGGACUGGUUCAGGAGCAUCCCGGCCAUCACACGCUAUUGGUUUGCCGCCACUGUCGCGGUGCCCUUGGUUGGCAAGCUCGGUCUCAUCAGCCCGGCCUACUUCGUUCUCUGGCCCGAAGCCUUUCUCUACCGCUUCCAGAUUUGGAGACCAAUCACUGCCACCUUUUUUUUCCCUGUGGGUCCAGGAACUGGAUUUCUUUAUUUGGUCAAUUUAUAUUUCUUAUAUCAGUAUUCUACACGACUCGAAACAGGAGCUUUUGACGGGAGGCCGGCGGACUACUUGUUCAUGCUCCUCUUCAACUGGGCGUGCAUCGUCAUUACUGGCUUAGCAAUGGACAUGCAGUUGCUGAUGAUCCCUCUGAUCAUGUCGGUGCUCUAUGUCUGGGCCCAGCUGAACAGAGACAUGAUUGUGUCAUUUUGGUUCGGAACUCGAUUUAAGGCCUGUUACUUGCCUUGGGUUAUCCUUGGGUUCAACUACAUCAUUGGAGGCUCGGUCAUCAAUGAGCUAAUUGGAAAUCUGGUUGGACAUCUUUAUUUCUUCCUGAUGUUCAGAUACCCAAUGGACUUGGGAGGAAGAAAUUUUCUAUCCACACCUCAGUUUUUGAGUCGUGUUGAGUGGCUGCCAUACUUUAGUCAACUAAAAAGGCUUGGAACACGUUGAUGAGGUUUCCAUCCCGGAAAUGUGUGCUGACAGGGUGACUGCUCUUUGCCCUGCUCUAAACGUGAUGUGCGUUGUCUUAGGAAGUGGGGAUCUGCAAACAGCUCCUCCUCUUUCAUCAAGUUUGGGUGUGUGUACUUCUCCACAUUUAAUUUAUACGGUGGAAUAGGAGGUGUGGGCAUCUGAACCUGAACUGCCAUGUGUUCUGCUGCUGACCUGUGGCCAUAAUAAAACGCUCUUGUAAAAUCUGGAAGCCAUGUUCCCGCCAUGUUGCAUGUGCCCCGUGUGCAGGCGUGAAACUCCGGGAAAAGAGUCUCAUGGUAAGUGAGCUGGGGUCUCUCAUCCGCCCUCUUAGCAACUCGACUGCCUGAGAGUGGAGGUUUUUCUAAAGGCUGUUACAGAAUUCUUCAGGUCAAGGCAAAACGUUCAUUACGUUCUUCCGCUUAAACAUGUUUAGGAGCUGAUAAUUUUAUUAAUUUUGUCUGGAUUACCUGUCUCUUGGGAAUAAUUUUAGCUAAGCAAGCUGUUUGGGAUUUGAUUUGGCAAGGCAAGACACGACAGUGGAUUCUCUUUAUGAAUGAAAAAAAAAAAAUCCUUAUUUUUGUGUAGAGAAAUUCCCUUUUUGUAACUAAUCAUUUUUAUUGGUAAAAAUUGUAAAUUAAAAUGUACAACUUGA
This is a messenger RNA of Molossus molossus (Pallas's mastiff bat), 1529 nucleotides long. RefSeq names its product derlin 1 (gene DERL1). Gene Ontology annotation, molecular function: ubiquitin-specific protease binding; misfolded protein binding. The transcript is spliced from 8 exons. Gene Ontology annotation, cellular component: Hrd1p ubiquitin ligase ERAD-L complex; endoplasmic reticulum membrane. Bases 182 to 856 code for a protein of 224 amino acids. NCBI's taxonomy places the organism in Eukaryota, Metazoa, Chordata, Mammalia, Chiroptera, Molossidae. Gene Ontology annotation, biological process: endoplasmic reticulum unfolded protein response. The record is from RefSeq and is a predicted model, not a curated record.